CAUGCCUUCGCUCGGCCUCCGGACCAUCCAUUCUAGCAUCAACCAUGGCUGAGGUGGCUACAGUUCUCCGGUCCAAGGGGGCUGUGGAAAACUAUGUAAAAACUUUGGAGGAAACUACACGUACCAAGUACAUCGUUCAUAAGUCUGACAAGCAUUUCCACGGUACUGCAUGGCAGCCAUCAAAUCCGAUGAGAGUGCGAUGGGAGUGGAGUCAUGAAAGUGCCCAAAAGACAGCCAGCAUCCCCUUUGAUGGGGUGCCUUUCGUAUUCAUUGCCUAUCAGCAUUUGGGCUGUCACCUGGGGAGAGACAGGUCCAGACAGCAGAAGAUGAGAUAUGCUGAGGCAAAGCAGAAGGAGUACAAUCAGAAGAACAGACGUCUUAUUAAGACCACAAAGAAGCUCGGGUGUCCGGCAGUGCUCAACAUUUCGAGGAUUGCCAAGUUCCCUGAUUAUAAGGUGGCAGAUAACAAGGACAGUCAGCGGAGGAAAAUGGUAACAAAACUCAAGGAGGAUGUGAAGAAUGAUCCCUCCUCUGUCCGCUGGGAGGAUUUCUUCUAUGUACGGACCCCUGCCAUCGAAGACCAUGUUGGCCACCCUUUGUAUGGACAGGAUGCCGGUAUCCAUGAACCUGUGGAUGAACGUGUGAAGAGCCACAUCAUAGAACUCACCAAAAGUGGGGUGAGACGAGUGAGCGAGAUGAGACAGCACUCUAGACAGUUUGUGGAGAGACACCUCUUCAAGGAUGAAAGGCCGCCAUCACCUACAAGAAGAAGGUUCUACCCCACCGAUAAAGAUAUCCGCAACCUGAUGGGGAAGGCUAAAGAAUCCGUGAGGCACUCCAGUAUUGAUCAGGAGAAUCUACAGCCUUUUCGGCCACUCCCAUCAGCCGCCGCCAGCCAACCACCAGCCGAGGCACCGGCCGCCAGCAGCCAAUCACCAGCGGAGGCACCACCGGCCACGAAAGCCCUCAGGAGGGAGUGCAUCGGACAUCUCAAGGCUAUAAUGGAUUACGUGAACCUUAUAAAAGAUGACACAUACCUGAAGGAACUAAGAACAACUAUCAAGGACCUGCACAGUCAGGUUGCGUUGCAGGCGCCGGUGGAAGCGGGACUGCUCUUGCUGCCGGAGGCGACAAAAAAGAGAAAGGCGACUCCCUCGAACGCCGUACCGCUGCCAAAGCAGCCAAAAGAGCACGCUUAUGCUAACAGAGGGGAUGAAAAGGCUGAAAUGAUAAAGAAUUAGACUCCUCCCACCCACAUCUUAAAAAAAAAAAAAAAAAAAAAGAUGUGCUUCCUAUUUGUAUUUAAAGCUAAAACAUUUCCGAGUAUUAAUCACUCAUUUCAUCCAGAUGGCCUGCAUUAUAAGCCCUUUGAGAUGACAUACGUACUGCGAUUCGAGGCUAGCUCAUCAUCGAUUUGUUUUCAUUGAAUAUUUUUUGGUCCAGCUCAGCUAAAGGCACCGUAAAAACACAGAAUGGAUUCACAGCAGUGCAUCACUGCAGGAUGAAGAUAGGAGAAACAUAGUCGCAUAGUCCAUAUCCACGACGUUCCACUUCCAGGAUUGCUCCGUUGCCGACAGAAAUUCCGCCUGAUGUCCCUCUUUUAGGCCGGAUGUCCGUCCCCUUCCUCUUUCUUUGUGUUGGCGUUCUAACCUCCGGUGGAUUUGUGAG
This is a messenger RNA of Perca flavescens (yellow perch), 1668 nucleotides long. RefSeq lists its product as uncharacterized. Bases 45 to 1241 code for a protein of 398 amino acids. The transcript is spliced from 6 exons. Lineage: Eukaryota; Metazoa; Chordata; Actinopteri; Perciformes; Percidae. The record is from RefSeq and is a predicted model, not a curated record. Gene Ontology annotation, molecular function: DNA-binding transcription factor activity.